Messenger RNA from Drosophila willistoni, 1099 nucleotides. RefSeq lists its product as uncharacterized. Gene Ontology annotation, cellular component: nucleus. Gene Ontology annotation, biological process: regulation of transcription by RNA polymerase II. The transcript has 8 exons. NCBI's taxonomy places the organism in Eukaryota, Metazoa, Arthropoda, Insecta, Diptera, Drosophilidae. The coding region runs from base 157 to 822 and encodes 221 amino acids. The record is from RefSeq and is a predicted model, not a curated record. Gene Ontology annotation, molecular function: DNA-binding transcription factor activity, RNA polymerase II-specific; RNA polymerase II cis-regulatory region sequence-specific DNA binding.
GUCAUAAGCUCCAACUGAUGGGCAGCACUUACACCUUAGACUUGCACUUUGCACAUUUUUAAGGAAUUAUAAAAGUGUUUUUUUUUACAAGUUUAAUUUGUGUUUUUAUAAAGUUACAGUAUCUAAUAACUAAUUUGUAUAUAUUUCCUAAUUGAAAUGAAUAAAACAGGUGCUCAACCCAAGCAAAGACGUCCAACUGGGACACUUCAGAAUGGAAAAGCUGCCGCAGAUUUAGUUCCCCAACCACCACAAACGUCCGAAUCAACUCAAAACUUGACACCACAAGAAAAAAAUAUUUCUUCAGCGGCUCGCAGUGCUUGGGAAAAGAAUUUUGACGUAUUUGGUCCAAUAGUCGAAAAAAAUGGAUUUACUCGCAACCUUAAGGCGGAUAGGAUUAUAUGUGGUUUUCCACGUAAUCGACAAUUGGUAUUUCUUGUUCAAUUUGGCGAAGUCGAGGAAGUUGUGACCCAACCUGAUAUGAAAAAAUAUGCUCCACAGCUUCUAAUUGACUUUUAUAUUGCAAAUUUAGAUGAUGGUCCACUUGAAAAUUGCUAUGCUAUUACUGAAGGUCCAUUGGUUAGCUGUCCUAGCACUCCUAGCAGUGUUACUCCUAGAAAGCCUGUAGGUCGUAAAAACCAUUCCGAAUAUCAAGUCUCAGAGAUGGAUCUUGAGUUCAAAUCAAAUAUGUAUUUGACCCCAGAAAAGUGUCAACAGUUGGCUGAGAAAUUGCAGCUAACUGAUCGUCAGAUCAAGGCCUGGUUUUCCAACCGUCGUACAAAGGUUAGAAAACUUUCCAUGGCUCAGGAAGGACCCAUAAAAUAGGAUGCGUUUUAAAUCUCCGACAACGCCCGUGGGUAAAAAUGGCCGAGCAUAUAAGAUGCAGUUCAGAAACCAGUUGGGGCCAUUUGAAACUCCUGUUUGCCUUCAAAUUCAACAAAUACAUACAUACAUGUAUAGUUUUACAUGAUUUUUCACUAGUUUCCGUUUCCAUUUGAUAUCGUUCACUUUCAAUUACCACACAACUUUUCACAUUGAACAAGAACAAUUUAAUUAUCACGAAUUAUGCAUCAUUAAAAUGAAAGAAUAAUUUCCAUUGAAA